AUGGACGGAGAUAAACCACCUUUUGCUAAAGAAAUUGAGGAUAAAGUGGGUGAAAUUAAGCAAAAUCUUAAGCAUGUCGAAACCGAAGAAAAAAUUAAGUUACCAACUCAAGCAGGAUCAACGUUUAAUGUUUCAACGUGUUCCUUUAAUGUAUUUGACAGGCAAAAUCAUGUUUUUACGAGAGAUAUAUAUAACAUUAAAGCUCCAAGCGCAUUAACUGAGCGUAAAGGUUUAUGA
Dentiscutata heterogama is the source of this 237-nucleotide messenger RNA. Lineage: Eukaryota; Fungi; Glomeromycota; Glomeromycetes; Diversisporales; Gigasporaceae. The record is from the annotation of a GenBank genome assembly.